AUGUCUCCUGUCCCUCUCACGAUCAUCAAAGGCGCCGGGUCGCAACACAUUCCAAUCCCUGACGGUGAGAGUGCUAUCGUUGCAGACUUCCAUUCGAUCCAGACCCAAACGCAAGAAGGUAGCCCAACGUACCUCACCUCGGGCUUCUAUCGCAUUCAGCCGGGCCCAACACGCAACAUCCCAACGUAUACAUAUGAGGAAACCAAGUUUGUGCUUAACGGACAAAUCGAUGUUCUUGACGAGGCGACUGGCGUUACACACCACUUGGUAGCUGGAGACUGGGCUUUCUUCCCGGUUGGAAGUAAGGCGCAAUUUUCCAGCCAGAGUGGCGGGACUGCUUUCUUCGCGGUUACGAGACCAGUCAUUAACACACAUCCGGGKUUGGUGGGRAGGGAGGAGAAGGUGCCGGGAAGCCAGAGUAAGCUAUAG
Messenger RNA from Ramularia collo-cygni, 429 nucleotides. RefSeq lists its product as uncharacterized. NCBI's taxonomy places the organism in Eukaryota, Fungi, Ascomycota, Dothideomycetes, Mycosphaerellales, Mycosphaerellaceae. The record is from RefSeq and is a predicted model, not a curated record. The transcript has 4 exons. Bases 1 to 429 code for a protein of 142 amino acids.